UUCUCUUGAACUUUUUUUCUCGAUGAGGCAUGUGCAGACAAUUCACCGUCGGUAUUCAUUUAUACUUUGCAUGAUCAACGCGAUAAGCGAAGUGCCGAUUCGCUUCGUUCGUUCUUGUUGCGUGACGUGAAUCAGCAAAUGUAUCUAUGAUGCGUCAUUAUAAGUUCAAAACACAAACGAGCAAGGAUUGCUGAAGUAUAAGUUGUGUUCUGCAGUUCUGGCGCUGAUUAAUCUUCCUUCUAUCCGUCGAUCGACACAAGACAAAGCAUUAAAAACAUAGUUUUAGGGCGUCAUAUAUUCCUCAGUGGAGUAGACAAUAUGGCAUCUAUGUACAAAUACUCCUGUUCGAUAUAUGGCCAUAAUUCUGAUGUUAGGGGGGUUCAGCCUUCCCCGUUCUCAUCGUUGGGAAUUUUAUCAGGAUCACGGGACUUCACCGCCAGGCUCUGGGAGCAAGACAGCGAUGGAAAAGGAUAUCAUCAAGCUCAAGCAUUCGAAGAUCACACAAAUUUUGUAUCAUGCAUUGCUGCUGUAGCACCAUCGGAAGAUCAUCUUGAAGGACUUAUAUUCACAGGAUCAAGUGAUAAGAUUAUCAGGGCCUUUCGUCCAUCAUCAACUAAGGCAGUAUUUGAGAUGAAGGGCCACACAGAUAAUGUGUGCACACUCUCUGUUGGUAAAUUCCACAUGCUCAUCAGUGGAUCUUGGGAUAAGACAGCUCGUGUUUGGGUUUAUAAAAAAGAUGAAAGUGGGAAUAUUGAUGGAAACAAUGUAUUAACAUUGCAAGGUCACACUGCAUCAGUUUGGGCUGCUCUCUUAUUGCAGCAAGGUGUUAUGGUUACAGGCUCAGCCGACAAAACUAUUAAAUUGUGGAAAGCAGGAAAAUGUGUUCAUACAUUUACAGGCCAUGAGGACUGCGUUCGAGGACUGGCAAUGGUAUCAGCUUGCCAGUUUUUAUCCUGUGCAAAUGAUGCCACGGUGAGAAGAUGGACAACUACAGGGGAGUGUUUACAAGUGUACUAUGGUCAUACAAGCUUCAUUUACUCAAUUGCUAUGUUGCCUGGAGGGAAUGAAUUUGUCACUGGUGGGGAAGAUCGUUCUGUAAGAGUGUGGAAUUUAGAGAAAAAAGACGCAAUCCAAAGUAUACCAUUACCUGCACAGAGUGCUUGGGAUAUCACUGUACUUGGGAAUGAGGAUCUUGUGAUAGCUCUAAGUGAUAGUACCAUGAGAGUAUUUAGCAGACUUGAAUCUCGAAUCGCAUCUGAAGCAAAUACUGCUGCUUAUGAAAUUGAACUGUCUGAAAGCUUGAAAAAAUCUGAUGACGGAAUCAGUGAUAUUGACGAGAAAAAUAUUAAAGAUAUAUCAGCUCUUCAAAUCCCAGGUACUAAAGAUGGUCAAGUUAUCAUGGUUAGAAAUAAUGACAAAGUGGAAGCUCAUCAAUGGAAUCAAUCUUCCGCUCAGUGGACAAAAGUUGGAGAUGUUGUCAGUGCAAAGAACACUAAGAAAACAUAUAAUGGCAGAGAAUAUGAUUUUGUGUUUGACGUCGAUAUACAGGAAGGUGCCCCUACUCUAAAACUGCCUUACAAUCUUGAUGAAGAUCCAUGGUUUGCUGCUCAACAAUUUAUAGAUGAUAAUGAACUGAGUCAAGAUUUUCUCGAUCAAGUUUGCACCUUUAUUAUGGAUAAUACGAAGGAGGCAAGGAGUAAAAGUGGAAAAGAACCAAGUGCACCUGCAGCCUAUGAUCCGUUCACAGGUGGUACAAGAUAUGUGCCUGGUGAUACAGAGUCUAAUGUAGUUGGAGGACAGGAUCCAUAUACUGGCAGUGGUCGAUAUGUUGCAGAAAAUUCAAAUUCCUCUGCAAUGAAUGGCACUGGUGAAGACCCAUUCACAGGAGGUGGUAGAUAUGUACCGGAAAGUGGAGAAAGUGAUGUGAAAUUAGGGGGUGGUGCAGCAGCAGACCCUAUGAUCAAUCCUAACAGGUAUAUACCGGGAGAUGAAGAAAUGGAUACUUCAGAUAAUGUUGUCGUUAAUUUCAAACCUCGACAAAUUGAAACAGUGAAGGAAUAUUUUCCAAAAGAAGGAUUCAUUACUUUUGACAAUGCAAAUAUAGAUGCAAUAUUAGGGAAACUGAAAUCAUUUUCUGAAAAAUGUGGAGAAUUGUUAGAAGCUGAUCUGGAAUGUUUGAAAUCGCUCACUUUGCCUGAUUAUAAAUUGGAACCAUCAAAUUUAAAUGUGCUUUGGAAAGUAUUGAGCUGGCCCGCAGAAAAUAUGUUUCCCGCGUUGGAUAUUUUACGCUUGACAUGUUUGCGACAAGAGGAGUCUUGUCGGAUAUUGUGCACUGGAGCAAAUGAUGAAGACGUCCGACCUCAGAAACUUUUGGAAAUGUUGUGCCUUCUCAUCUCAGCCACUGGAAAUGAAAAACACGUCAAUGCAAACAGGCUUCUAAGUCUUCGAACAUUAUGCAAUUUAUUUGAAUCACCUGAUGGUUCAGCAUUCCUAACAGCUGGUUAUAAAGACAUUUUCCAAGCUCUGUCUGCAGGAUUUACUAGCGGCCUUGAUGAAAAUAAGGCACCUUUCUAUGGGAAUAAAAAUGUCCAAAUUGCUGCUGCUACAUUACUUCUAAACUUCGCCGUGUUGGUGUCAAAUAGUUCAACAAAAAAUAAAAUACUUUCACCGAUUGUGGAGAAAUUGUGCGCUGCAGUACGAUCAUCAUGUGUCGAGAUUGCUAUUGUUCAUCUGGUUGCUGGGGAACAUACUUCGGAUCCUGAAGCUAUUUUCAGAUAUUUAGUUUGCUUGGGAACCCUACUAACUGGAGAUGAUAGAUUUAUAAAAGACGCUAAUGAUCUCGGUGCAGAAAAAGUUGUUGAAACUACUGGGGCCUUGUAUUCAUCGGUUCCAAAGAUUUAUGAAUGUACAAAAUCACUAUCAGCGUUGCUAUUCGUGGAUUAACAAAUUAAUUAGAAGGUUCAUGCAUUUGUAAAAGAGUGAAUCAGUGUGAGAACUGGUCGAGAAGAUUUUCCCAAACUGCAAACAAUUCUUUGUGAGCCAGAAAUAAAGUGUGUCAUGCAUGACUCAAAAAGUUGAAAGAGAAAAAUAUUCAUUAUUUAUAGAUAUAAAGUGAGGAUAUAUUAGAUUGAUUUGCAAUUGAAAAUCUCUUGUAGCGUUCUAGGGAAUUAUAUUUUCAAAUUGAGGUAUUCUAACAUUUUUGUUUUUCGAAUAUCAAAACCGGUUAUUUCUUACAUUAAAUAUUCUGCAGUUAUUAAAUUUUGAUUGUAACUGAAUAUUUGUUACGUUUAGACACACCUUUUGUUGAUACUAAUUUUACAAAAUCAGUAUAAAAUUUAGCAAAUGUUUUAAUUGUACCAAUUCUAUUUGGUGGCACAUUUGCAUGUUCCAUGAUUUAGUUCAAAUAAAUAUUUUUGUUCACUGUU
This is a messenger RNA of Styela clava, 3425 nucleotides long. RefSeq names its product phospholipase A-2-activating protein-like. Gene Ontology annotation, biological process: ubiquitin recycling; proteasome-mediated ubiquitin-dependent protein catabolic process. The record is from RefSeq and is a predicted model, not a curated record. Gene Ontology annotation, molecular function: ubiquitin binding. Lineage: Eukaryota; Metazoa; Chordata; Ascidiacea; Stolidobranchia; Styelidae. Gene Ontology annotation, cellular component: nucleus; cytoplasm.